Molecule: messenger RNA, 2368 nt
Organism: Bicyclus anynana (squinting bush brown)
Lineage: Eukaryota; Metazoa; Arthropoda; Insecta; Lepidoptera; Nymphalidae
Product: serine protease inhibitor dipetalogastin-like
Exons: 2
Coding region: 140-1588 (482 amino acids)
Molecular function (GO): protein binding
Source: RefSeq, a predicted model, not a curated record
CCUCGUUGGGAAAAAUAUUUUAUAUAUAUAUAAAAGCGAUGCCGUCUCACCAUCAUUCAGUGCCACGCUUCCUGGAGUGAGCACGUUAGGUUUAUCUCGUAUCGAUAAUAUACGUUGAGUGUUUGAUAUUGGCAUAGAAAUGAUUUACCGGCUCGGACUGUUGGUGGCGCUGGCAGCGUGCGCGUCGGUGACGUCAGCGCUCCCGCCGUGCGUGUGCACGCGCAACUUCAAGCCCGUGUGCGGCUCCGACGGGCAGACCUACAGCAACCAGUGCCUGCUGGAGUGCCGGCAGACGACCGACCCCGACCUGCAGCUCCACAGCCAGGGACCUUGCAGGAUCGCCCGCGACACGGCCGCUAAACCCUGCAUAUGCACUCUAGAGUACGCCCCGGUAUGCGCCAGCAAUGGCGAAACUUACCCCAACAAAUGCAGCAUGGAAUGCGAGGGCGGCGACCUCGAGCUUAUACACUAUGGAUACUGCCAACCGAAACCGCUAGAAAAGCUCUGCAUCUGUCCGUUAAACUACGCACCCGUCUGCGGCACGGACGGCAAGACUUACGAUAACGAGUGUGCGCUGAACUGCAAAGAUGGCGUCUCCAUUGCGCAUCACGGAGCUUGCGCAGACAGAGCAAAGCGCCAGGUCGCUAAGAGGCCCUGCAGCUGUCCUUACAUCAACGCCCCCGUCUGCGGGACGAACGGCAUGACUUACGGAAACGACUGCGCGCUAAAAUGCGAAAGUGGCGUCUCUGUGGCGUAUUUCGGAAAUUGCAGAUCAAAGCGACAAGCAGCUGAGAGACCAUGCAUGUGUCCAAUGAUAUACGCGCCCGUCUGCGGCACUGACGGCAAGACUUACGGGAACGAGUGCGGGUUAACAUGUCAAGAUGGCGUAUCAGUCGCGCAUCACGGCGAAUGCAGAAGCAAACGAGAGUCGUGCAUCUGCCCGGAACUCUAUUUACCCGUAUGCGGUUCAGAUGGAGUAACAUACCCUAACGAAUGCGUUUUGAAAUGCGAAGAAAACGUCGAUAUCGCCCACAGCGGAGAUUGCGAGCGAGAGAAGCGCGAGGCAGUCCAAGUAGCGCAUAUCCCGCCUCUUCCAUCGUGCCAAUGCACUCGAGAAGCCAUCCCCGUUUGCGGGACUGACGGAAAGACGUAUUCAAAUCCUUGUUUACUGAUUUGUGCGAGGGAACAGAACGAGGAUCUGCACGUAGAACAUCUCGGCUCCUGCAAGAAACCAGUUCAGCUCCGUGAAGUGACGAACCGCGAGGCAGUCGAAGUAGCACAACUCCCGCCUCUUCCAGCAUGUCAAUGCACUCGAGAAGCCUUCCCCGUUUGCGGGACUGACGGAAAGACGUAUUCCAAUCCUUGUUUACUAAAUUGUGCGAGGGAACAGAACGAGGAUCUAGAGAUAGACCACGCCGGCCCCUGCAACAAACCAGAGGUCCGCGAAGUGAAUCCGCAGCCAUCUUGCACCUGCGCGAGGAUAAUGUUCCCGGUAUGCGCGUCGGACGGUCGGAGCUACAACAACGAGUGUUUGAUGCGGUGUGCCGGCGAACACCUCACCGUGGAGAGGUUCGGUCGAUGUGACUAGGCGUGAGAUUAUUGACUGAACGUGCCAUAGACUAUUCAUGUAUACUCACGAACAGCGCCGGCCCGAAGUACAUUUUAGAACGGAGCGAGAUCCAAUUAUGGCGCCUCUCCUGUUUUGGUCCUAAUAAUAUAUACAUAUACCAAUUGCGAGUGCAAAGUAUGGAAUGUUUUGCCAUUUGCCAAAAUUCUUUACCAUUUGAGCACCCUCUGGGAUUUGGCUCCUGGAGCGACUGCUCUGUUCGCCGUAUGGGCGGGCCUGCUCAUGAAUUUAUACAAACUCAUGUAUACUCAGACAUACCUAGUUCGGAUUUUAUAACUUUAAGUAAUAAAUUUCUUAGUUGGAUGGCAAAGGAAAAUAUAAUACCUAGUAUAAUAUAAAAUAUAAUAAUAAAAUAAAAUAUGAAAAUCGCUAGGCCUUACCUACAUAAAUCAUAAGCAAGUUAACUACUCGUAUCAUCUUAAAGAAAAGCGAACCAGAAUGCAGUUAAAUUAAAAGAAAAGUUAAUAAAGUAAUUUUUAAUGGCUCCAACUCAAUUAAACUAUGCAAAGGGUCAAAUGACCUGUGAAUUUAUAGCCAUGUAGUCUAUAGAUACCAACGGAUAACAUUACAUAAUAUAAUAUAAUACACUUAUUCGUUUGUCUCACAGAAACAAUUUUUUUUAAAGUGGAGAUAUACCUAUCUAUAAUAUAAGAUUUUUAUUUAUUUUAUUUUAUUAUUGUAAGAAUUUGUAAAAACCACUUAGCUUAAUGCGUUACGUUUUAAUAAAAAAAAUUAAAUGUU